Molecule: messenger RNA, 432 nt
Organism: Caenorhabditis briggsae
Lineage: Eukaryota; Metazoa; Nematoda; Chromadorea; Rhabditida; Rhabditidae
Exons: 1
Coding region: 1-432 (143 amino acids)
Cellular component (GO): membrane; intracellular membrane-bounded organelle
Molecular function (GO): heme binding
Source: RefSeq, a predicted model, not a curated record
AUGUCUGAUCUUCGAAUAAUCACAGCGGAAGAAGUUGCUCAACAUAGUGACGAGGAUUCUUGUUGGAUAAUUCUCCAUGGAAAAGUCUAUGAUGUCACUAAAUUCCUCGAAGAACAUCCAGGAGGUGCCGAAGUGAUCACUCAGUUGGCUGGACUCGAUUCAACAACCGAAUUCGAUGAUGUUGGCCACUCGAAGGAUGCAAUGGAAAUGGCAAAGGAGUAUCUCAUCGGACAGCUACCAGAAUCUGAGAUUCCAGAAGUUCAACCAGCGGCAGCUCCAGCUCCAGUUACAAUCAAAAAGGGUCCAUCUGCAUUUUCCCAGUUUUUGAGCUCUCCCGCAUUUGCAAAUAUUGCGAUUCCAACGACGAUGGGAAUCGGAAUCUAUGUGAUUUAUAAAUGUGUGACUAGAUCCCAAUUGGUUACUGUCAAUUGA